AUGGCAAAUACAGGUGAGCUUGCGGAAUAUUUGUACAGUCAUUCUAAAGAGGAUUUAGAGAAGGAAGGAUUGGCGAGUAUAAACAAGCGGCUUCGACCACAUCUUGAAGUGCUUGGAGGCCUCAUUGCUGAAGGAAUUGAUUCCACAAAGGAAUGGGCGAAAAGGCUUUGUGGGAAAGCUCCGUCAUUUAAAGUACUUUCUCGGCUAGAAUCAAGCGAACUUCAGUCUUACUGCCAAGGAGCUGAUGACGGAGAAAUGGACCAAGUUCGCCAGCUGGUUGAAACUGUUAAAGUUAACAAAAAAAAAAAAAAAAAGGCUCCCCGACGUUCCGCAAGGUGA
Molecule: messenger RNA, 339 nt
Organism: Pocillopora meandrina
Lineage: Eukaryota; Metazoa; Cnidaria; Anthozoa; Scleractinia; Pocilloporidae
Source: the annotation of a GenBank genome assembly